AUGGAUGCGAUUGACAAGUCGGGUUUGCAACCCAACGUUCUUGCGAGAACUCAAUAUCUACCAUUCGACGUAUCUCUGUCGGACGCAAUCGAUCAAGUUGGCCGAGACGUGCUGAGCGGAGUCGUUCUUUGCACGGUUGAUCACGUGGCCUACCACAACAAGUACUCCCCAGCGGAGGAGUUCGUUUGGGCUACCAGAGAGUACGUGCUGGGAGUUUCGAUGGCCGUGAUCAUCAGAUCAUCGAUUCGACGGGAUUGCUGCGACACUGGGCUGGCCAGAAUCUACUUCAUAAGCUUCUGUCUAGUGGUAAUUUCCGGCACUCAGCUGGAAGAAACCAUCGUAGAGUUGUUCCGAAGAUACACGCCUCCAAUUCAGCGUUGCCACAACCCUCUAUUGAUUGAGUACUUUUCUUACAACAAAGAAGCUCGAUACCUGCAGCAAGAUCUGAUCGGUCGACUGUUGAACCAACUCGAUGGCGAUAUGCCGCUGGUCCAGUUCAACGUACGCGGAAAACCGUCCGUGAACAAUCUGAUCUUCGUCGAUGGGUACGAGUCAUUUCGGUGGUUUGUCACGCGCUGGAAUCGUCAGCGGUACGACAGAAGCGGAUACUACUGGAUCGUGCACCUGCAGUCCUUUGGCGAAGAUCACGACGUUGUUGAGCGGAUUCUGGAAGCCACGUGGGAGCUGCAGAUUCUGUACGCGGUGGUGAUCGUGGCCGAUUAUCAGGAGGAAAACGUUGAGCUUUUUACGUUUUGGCCUUACGCCGAUACCCACUGUGGGGAUGUGAAUCCAGUAAAAGUCAAUUGGAGAUCGGUGGAUUUGCUAGCAGACCGAUUGGAGAACUUCCACGGUUGUGUGCUCAAAGUUGGUGCCUUCGAGAAUAGACCUUUUGUUCAGCUUGACUGGGACAAGCUAGGUAAUACGUAUAUGAUGGGAUUUGAGGGAUUGCUGGUGAAUGUAUUGGCUAAGAAGUUGAACUUUACCGUAGAAGUCGUCGUACCACCGGGGAAUGGUCAGUGGGGAUAUUUGAAAAAGGGUGGUAGAAGUUCGGGCCUCAUGAAGCUUCUAAUGGAAAAUGCAGUGAACUUUGGAAUUUGCUCCAUUGGAUUCACCGAGGAGAGAUCCAGUAUGCUGUCACCGGGGAUUCAUCACCACACAACAUACAUCGUAUUUGCUGUUCCAUCCGGAAGACCGUACUCUUCUUUCGAGAAACUGUUUUUGCCAUUUUCGUGGGACACGUGGUACGUCCUGUUUGCAACUUUGUCAGCAGCUUUGGUGAUCAUCAUCAGCAUCAACACAAGGUCGAAAUCUGUAAAAAACUUUGUGUAUGGUUCGGGAAUUCGUGAUCCCGUGACCAAUUUUAUCAAUUUACUACUCGGUGGACCACAAGAUAAAGCUCCCAGGGGUACAUUUGCCCGAACGUUGGUCGCUUUGUGGUUGAUCUUCACGAUGGUAAUCCGGACAGCAUACCAGGGAUCACUGUACAAGUAUCUCCAGGUGCCGAAGAACUUCUCUGUCCCGCGGACCAUGGAUGCGAUCGACAAGUCGGGCUUGGACUACUACAUGCUCGAACUGGCCGCCGAGUUCUUUUCAAACUACCCGGAAGUGCUCGCAAGAACGAAAUUCCUGCCCCACGACAAACCUCUCCUGCACGCGAUCACCAGAAUCGGCCGAGGUGAGCUGAACGGAGUCGUGCUGGUGCUGGUUGAUCAUGUGGCCUACCACAACAAGUACUUCCCGGCGGACGAAUUUGUGCAGGUCACCAGCGAGUACGUGAUUGGUUUCCCGAUGGCGGCGGUCUAUCCGAAGCAAACCUUCCUGCGCGACACCAUCAAUCGGGAGAUUCAAAUGAUCGACUCGUCCGGACUGGUGCAGCACUGGGUGGAACAGGGCGGGGACUAUGACUUUGAAAGUGAUCGUCGCGGAGCAGCGGUGACGGUGGCACUCAGCAUCGGCAAUCUGAUUGGGGCUUUUCAAAUCUUGGUCGUGCUGGAGCUGGGAGCUGUGCUGAUGUUUCUACUUGAAGUUGGAACAAAGUGGUGUCGGGUGAUGAAACGAUUCGUUGAUUGGAUGGAGGAAGACAAAAGCGAACAUGAUUCGGAGUGCGCCUGCCAGAACCAGAUCCAAGACAGCCAAGCAUCCAAUCAACCGUACGACCACAUCCCAGCAGGCGAGUUAGGGGAAAUUCCUCCGGUGGUGGAAAUCAUGGUUUCCUUCGCUCAACGCCGGGAACGCCACUCGACAGUGAUUCAAUUAGGGACCUAUGGCAAAGCACAGCAGGCGACGCCGACGACCGCCUCAAGAUAUCCCAUGUCUACUGGGAUGGGUUGCUCUCGCUCGCUGUGUGAUGGCUCAAAGGCUGAGAAAACAAUACCCAAAGAUGAAUCAUCGUCGGCGUUGAACGGGGGGUGA
Molecule: messenger RNA, 2412 nt
Organism: Culex pipiens pallens (northern house mosquito)
Lineage: Eukaryota; Metazoa; Arthropoda; Insecta; Diptera; Culicidae
Exons: 5
Coding region: 1-2412 (803 amino acids)
Cellular component (GO): membrane
Molecular function (GO): glutamate-gated receptor activity
Source: RefSeq, a predicted model, not a curated record